AUGGCGGAUCUCAGCAGAAUCGAAUCCUCACAGUAUCCCGCGGGCCACCUCUCCCACCUGACAGCAGCCCAGCAAGAGCAGCUGGAAAUAUUCAAGAAGAUUGCACAAGAGCAAAAAUAUUAUAUAGCUGCAAACGGUGCGACACAAGCCAGCCAUGACGACGAAACUAUGCUCCGCUUCCUGCGCGCCCGCCGUUUUGUCCCCCAAGAAGCUUUCAAGCAGUUUAAGAACACCGAAGACUGGCGCAAGGAGAACCGGUUGAGCGACAUAUUCAACAACAUUGAGGUGGAUGAGUACGAGCAGACGCGCCGCCUGUACCCCCAAUGGCUGGGUCGACGCGACAAGCGCGGUAUCCCCCUCUUCCUCUUCGAGGUCGCGCCCUUGAACUCGAAAAAUAUCGCAGCAUAUGAAAAGGACCUCGCCAAAUCAAAGACGACCAUCCCCAAUGUUGCCACCAAGAACGUUCGCCUAUUCGCCCUGUACGAGUCGCUUACCAGAUUUGUUACUCCCUUGUGCUCCAUGGUCCCUCGACUUCAUCCCGAGACGCCCAUUUCACAGAGCAACAAUAUCGUGGACAUCAGUGGAGUGGGCCUGAAGCAGUUUUGGAAUCUGAAGGGGCACAUGCAAGACGCGUCAGUUUUGGCAACAGCACAUUAUCCUGAGACGUUGGAUAGGAUAUUUAUUGUCGGUGCGCCGAGCUUCUUUCCCACAGUCUGGGGCUGGGUCAAGCGUUGGUUCGACCCCAUCACCGUGUCCAAGAUCUUCAUCCUCUCCCCUGCGACUGUCUACCAGACCCUGUCACAAUACAUUGACCACGAAAAUAUUCCCAAGAAAUACGGUGGGGGCCUCGAUUUCGAAUGUGGCUCCAUGCCCAACCUUGAGCCUGCGAUCGAGAAGCAAAUGAGAUGGGAGAACCCCAGCAUGCAACAUGGACGCAACACAUUCCCCAUUGGUCCCAUCAAAUGGGAAGAGGGACCCGAUGGCGAAAUGCAAGCAUGGGGCGUAGGCAGCGAAAACGGCCAACCACGGAGGAAGCUAGUCUUUGCGAUUCCCAAGCCCGUAGGCUUCGGACGAGACAACCUGCCCGCUCCACAAACACCCUCACUCCAAAAGCCCGAUCCACUCGCCCUCACCACCGUCGGAACAGCAACGCACCCACCCGACGACCCAAGCCUCAACAUCGACACCCCACCCUCGGACACCAGCUCGCCCCCUAACUCGACGCACAACGGCGUCACCACCAAAGAUUUCACCUUGCCCGUGCGCCAGGGCGCCUCUGAGCUCCGCUACGAGCAAUCAAACAACACCCACGCUGCCGGCCAACUCGACCAGGGUACCCCCAACGCCGCAAUCAACGACCACGGCCACGGCGACAAGUCACUCACCAUGGAACCCAACACCGUCGGCCAGGCCCCCAAGGAAAACCCCCUCCCGGAAUCAGAACAGUCCCCCACCCCGGGCUACAUCGGCCAGGCAAAACAGGCGGCUGCUACCGCUACCGCCACCGUGGCAUCGGCGGCCGGAGCAGUAGCUGGCGCAGUGUCGGGCGCGGGUGGACAGACAGAAGCGCAGGACUCACCGAGGGAAAAGGGCGCGGAAGAAGUCAAGUUGGAUCAAGCGAUUGACGCGAGUAAAGACCAGGACGUUGAGGCGUACCUUAGAGCCAAGACGUCGACUUCUGGAUGA
Plenodomus lingam JN3 is the source of this 1686-nucleotide messenger RNA. RefSeq lists its product as uncharacterized. The record is from RefSeq and is a predicted model, not a curated record. NCBI's taxonomy places the organism in Eukaryota, Fungi, Ascomycota, Dothideomycetes, Pleosporales, Leptosphaeriaceae.